Triticum urartu is the source of this 2975-nucleotide messenger RNA. Its product is annotated as disease resistance protein RGA5. Lineage: Eukaryota; Viridiplantae; Streptophyta; Magnoliopsida; Poales; Poaceae. Gene Ontology annotation, molecular function: ADP binding. Gene Ontology annotation, biological process: defense response to other organism. The record is from RefSeq and is a predicted model, not a curated record.
UUGCUCUCUAGGAAUUCUUCCUUGCACACAAACAUAGCUAUCUCGCCAAUCUGCUCCAUCAGGAUGGCAGCGAGUGCGACGACAGGGGUGAUGAACCCUCUCCUUGGCAAGCUCACCAAGCUGCUCGGCGAAGAGUACAGGAGGCUCACCGGUGUGAGGAAGCAGGCCUCCUUCCUCAAGGAUGAGCUAAGCGCCAUGAAAGCUCUUCUUGACAGGAUGGAGCUUAUGGAUAAGCUCGAUCCCUCGGCCAAGAACUGGAGGGACCAUGUUAGGGAGAUGUCCUAUGAUAUGAAGAAUUGCAUCGAUGACUUCAUGCAUGAUACUGAAGACGCCUAUGAAAAGAAAGGCUUCAUCAGAAAGAUGGCUCAGCGUCUCAGAAGGUUGGGGAGGCGUCAUCAGAUCGCAAACAGGAUCAAGGAGCUCAAGGUUCUUGUGGUGGAGGCGAAUGCUCGACGUGAGAGGUACAAGAUUGAUGAGUUCAUCAACUCGAGUCCUAGCAUCGUGGUUACGGAUCCCCGUAUUUCAGUGAUCUACAGGGAGAGAGAAGGCAUCAUUGGUAUUGAUGGCUCGAAAGAAGAGCUUGUUGGCUUGUUGAUGGAUUCUAAGAAGAAACUCAAAGUGGUUUCCAUCAUGGGGUUCGGAGGUUUGGGUAAAACUACGCUUGCCAAGCAAGUGUAUGAUGAGAUUGGAGGACAGUUUAACUGCAAGGCAUUUGUUCCAGUCUCUCAAAGACCUGAUGUUAAAAGUCUUCUGACUGGCCUACAAUUAAAGCUUGGGAUGGAGGAUUCUUCUCAUGCUCAAGAGUUGCAAGACAUCAUUGACCGCCUAAGAGAAUACCUAAAACAUAAGAGGUACUUAGUUUUAGUUGAUGACUUGUGGGAUGAACCAACAUGGAAUAUUAUUAGUUGUGCCUUUCCAGAACAUGGUAAUGGAAGCAAAGUAAUGGUAACCACACGAUUAGAUGACAUAGCUCUCUGGGCGUGUCAGAAUGAUCGUGCGUGCAUUUACAAAAUGAAGCCACUCAAAGAACAAGACUCAAGACAGUUAUUUUUUAAUAGAGUAUUUGGAUCCAAAAAUGACUGUCCAGAACAUUUUAAAGAAAUUUCAGCUCGAAUUCUCAGGAAGUGUGGCGGACUGCCACUUGCAAUUAUCACCAUAGCUAGCAUCUUAGCUAGCCAAGAAGCAAGAUCACCAAAUGAAUGGGAGAGCAUAGUGAGUUCCCUUGGUGCCAAGAUUUCUACAAAAUCCACCUUCGAAGAGAUGAGGGGUAUACUGAACCUUAGUUACAUCCAUCUUCCUGCUCAUCUUCGUCCAUGUUUUUUGUACCUUGGCAUGUACAUGGAAGACCGUGAGAUCAUGAGGGAUGACCUGGUUCGACAGUGGAUAGCCGAAGGCUUUGUGUGUAAUUUGCACGGAGUAGCUUUGGAUGAUGUUGCAAAAAGUUAUUUCAAUGAGCUUAUCAAUAGAAGUCUGAUUCAGCCCGAAGAGACAUUUGGUGGGGAGGUAAUUUCCUGUAGAGUACACGAUAUGAUGCUUGAUUUUAUCCUCAGCAAAAGUGCAAAAGAUAAUUUUAUCAGUGUAGCAUAUAACUAUGAAGACAUGGCAAGAUUGCACAGUUGCGAGUACAAGGUUCGUCGAUUAUCUCUGAAAUCAAGUGUUGGUGAUGAAACAUCGGAGACACUUGCUACUAGCAUGUUACAAGUUAGAUCAUAUGCUCGGUUUUGGGAGUCCAAAUGCACACCUCCUCUUUCACAGUUUAAGUACGUACGUGUGCUUUUUUUUGAGUUUUCAUAUCAAUGUCAUACAACAGUCGACCUCACUGCAAUAGGUCAUUUUUUUCUGUUGAGGUAUUUGAAGGUUUCAGCAAGAUCAGCAGACAUAAUGCUACCUACUGAAAUUCAAGGGCUUGCUUAUUUGGAAACAUUGGAGUUAGUUUGCCGGUCCACACAAGGCUUUCCAUCGGAUAUAAUUCGCUUGCCCAACUUGUUUCAUCUUGUACUUCCAUAUGGUAUAGCGCUGCCUCAAGGGAUCCAGAACAUGAAAUCAGUCUGCACCCUGAAUUGUUUGGGCAUGUGGAAUAUGAGUUCCCUGGAGGAUAUCAAAGGCCUUAGCGGGCUGACCAAUCUAAAGGAAUUGACGUUAUGCACGCCUUAUGGCCAGUGCUUGACGGCUGACCGUGUGGAUGCUUUGGUGUCUUCCAUUGGAAAGCUCCGAGGCCUGACACACCUCUCCCUCGACUGCCCGAGCGAAUCUGGUGACAAUGGCAGCCAGCUAGACUCAUUGCCGGAUCCUCCUCUCCAUCUAGAGGUACUCGAUCUGGAAACAUGGGCUUUCAGUAGAGUUCCCAAAUGGAUUGGUGAGCUAGGUUGCCUCCGGAUCCUCUAUCUUUGUGUCAUGCACAUGUCCAGUGAUGAGAUUCGUGUUCUUGGAGAGCUUCCCUCCCUCAUCGAUGCCAGGUUCCACGUGUUGGAUGUUUCUCAAGAUAAGGUCAUGGUCGGCGCGGGGCUAUUCCCAGCUCUGGAGUACUUCUAUCUCUUGUGUAGCGAAGAUGUCACUGAGUACCUAAGCUUCGAGGCAGGAGCUACUCCCAAGCUACUAACACUCAGCCUUGGAUUCGUCUGGGAAGAGUGGAGAGGCGCUACACCAGUCGGAAUGGAGCGUCUGCCCUGCCGGCAGGACAUCCGCUUGUCUCGCCGGUACACCAGCGCCGAGUCAAGCGAAAAUCAGGAAGACGUGCUCGCUGAUGUCGUGUCUGCCUUCAAGAGCGCCGCACGGCUGCACCCAAGGCAUCCCUCUGUUACGGUUGUGUAGCCAUGCAUUCCAUCCAUGAGCCUCAGUUAUCGCCGCGUCACUUUUCUCUCUUGAUGAAUGUGGUUUUUUUUUUGAGGAUCUUGAUGAAUGUGGUUAUUACUAUUCCCCUUGUGUAUUGUAAACCUGAUAUAGUACUUUGCUUUUAUUUAUGAAUGAGAUCAUUA